AUGAACCUGGAGGAGUUCAACGCGCUGGUGAAGGAGAGAGACGAAAUUGAGCAGGAGAUUAAGGAGAAUGUGGAAUUCCUGGAGGCCCCCGAAAACAAAAGCGUGGGCAUGAAGGGCAAGCUGAUAGAUGAAGAAGGGUUCCCCAGAAACGACAUUGACAUAUAUAGCAUCCGAGUUGCAAGGAACAAGGUGAUCUGCUUAAAAAACGAUUACUUAAAUGUGAACAAAAGAAUCGAAGAAUACCUCCACAAGGUUCACACAUCCCACCCCAUCAUACGAGUACAGAGGAGUAAGGGAAAAGACGAACAAGGAAAUGACCCGAAUGAAUCUUCUCCAGAAAGUCACGUAGAAGAUUAUGAUGAGUCAGCACCAGAUUAUGAAGCCCUAAUCGAAGAAGCCAAAAGAAGUACCUUUGCCAUGAUCGAUGAUAUGGUGGAGAAUUCCCCUUCACAUAAGGCAGGGCUACGCAUAAAUGAUUAUGUAAUUCAGUUCGGUGAUAUACGAAAAAAAAAAAGUGAUGAGAAUGAGAAUGGGAAUGGGAAUGAAAAGGACAAUGCAGACAUCUUCAAAAGAAUUGCAGCUUACAUGAGUAACAAUCCCACCAGAAUUAAAGUCAAAAUUUUGAGAGAGCGGAAGAUUCUGUUUUAUUUUGUUUUUCCCAAUAAGACAGCCAAUGGGUUAUACAUUGGCUGUCACCUGACGCCAACCAGGGGGGUAGUAGUGUAA
Messenger RNA from Plasmodium inui San Antonio 1, 726 nucleotides. Its product is annotated as 26S proteasome non-ATPase regulatory subunit 9. NCBI's taxonomy places the organism in Eukaryota, Apicomplexa, Aconoidasida, Haemosporida, Plasmodiidae. The transcript has a single exon. Bases 1 to 726 code for a protein of 241 amino acids. Gene Ontology annotation, cellular component: nucleus; cytoplasm. The record is from RefSeq and is a predicted model, not a curated record. Gene Ontology annotation, biological process: proteasome regulatory particle assembly. Gene Ontology annotation, molecular function: protein binding.